Messenger RNA from Raphanus sativus (radish), 815 nucleotides. RefSeq names its product actin-depolymerizing factor 7. Gene Ontology annotation, molecular function: actin filament binding. The record is from RefSeq and is a predicted model, not a curated record. The transcript is spliced from 3 exons. Gene Ontology annotation, cellular component: actin cytoskeleton; cytoplasm. Bases 127 to 540 code for a protein of 137 amino acids. Gene Ontology annotation, biological process: actin filament depolymerization. Lineage: Eukaryota; Viridiplantae; Streptophyta; Magnoliopsida; Brassicales; Brassicaceae.
UCUUCUCCGUUGGCCUAUUCAAAUCAAACUAUAGAAUCUGUGCUCCCACAAACGAGGACAAAAAACAAAAACAAAAGAAAACAAAACAAAAAGUCCCAUCUCUCUUGCCUCCAUCAACCAAACGCAAUGGCGAACGCGGCGUCGGGAAUGGCGGUGGAAGACGAAUGUAAGCUCAAGUUUUUGGAGCUAAAAUCGAAAAGAAACUAUAGGUUCAUAAUAUUCAGGAUAGACGGACAACAAGUGGUGGUGGAAAAGCUGGGAAGUCCUGAGGAAAACUACGACGAUUUCUCCAAUUCCCUACCUGCCAACGAGUGUCGCUAUGCUGUCUUUGACUUUGACUUCACCACUGCUGAGAAUUGCCAGAAGAGCAAGAUCUUCUUCAUAGCAUGGUCACCAGAUUCAUCGAGGGUGAGGAUGAAAAUGGUGUAUGCCAGCUCGAAGGACAGGUUUAAAAGAGAAUUGGAUGGAAUUCAAGUGGAGUUACAAGCCACGGACCCGAGCGAGAUGAGUUUCGACAUCAUCAAAAGCCGAGCUCUCUAGAUUCAUUUAUGUCUGAUUCUUAUAAUAUAUCCAUUCAUAAAUGAUACAUCAUCAUCAUUUAAAUUAAAAAGCUGAUCUCCAUGAAAUUUUGUAACUUUCUUGCAUGGUUUCAUUCAUUCUUGUUCAUCUUAAAUAUUUCCUUUCUUUUCUUUUUACAUUUUACAUGACAUGUCUUUAAUACAUUGGCUUUGGAGAAGCUCAAAACCAUGUAGGUUUUUGUGUAAUAGUUGCAUACUUUUCGUUGUAAAAUAAAAUAUAUUAUUUCUCUUUAUCAC